AUGAAGUUCGAAGCUUAUGAUGGCCACGGAAUUGGAGGAACAUUUAGCAACGUGUUUAACACUCCAGAAAACCUUAAUUUUGUUAAACUAAGGAAGCCAGGUAAACACGGGAGAGGAGGAGGCGGAGGCGGGCUGGGCGACUCUGAAGGGGAGGAUGACGAACAAUUGGGCGGCAGAAAUAACAAAUAUCAACAACGGAAACGAGCACCGACGACGCAGCAGUGCCAGCCCGAGGAUAGCAAUGCUGACGUCCUGUGGAGGAAACCCAAGGGGACGAAGCAACAUCCUCAACCUGACUUCUCCCCAUGGCCACGAGGAACUGGGGAACAGGUUAACAAGAACAUGGGCGAUAGUUCCGUACCUUCGGAGUACUUUGAGCUCGUGCCGCACUACAAAAUCAACCUCAAUCCAUAUGACAAGCCCAAAGCAGAGUUACGUGGACAUUAUGUUCCUCGUGAAACCAAAAAGACCUCCGAUCCAAGUCAACCCACGCCUGCUGCUGCUCCGCCAAAAAAAUGCAAGCCUGCUGCUGCUCCACCAGCAAGAUCGACGCCUGCUCGUCCUCCACAAGUAAAACCCACGGCUAUUGCUGCGCCACCAGCAAAAUCGACGCAUGUUACUCUGCCACCAGCAAAAUCGACGCUUGCUGCUGCCCCACCAGCAAAAUCGACGCAUGUUACUCUGCCACCAGCAAAAUCGACACCUGCUGCUGCGCCACCAGCAAGUCAACCCACGCCUGCAUCUGUGAAAAGUGGUAGGAUGAGCAUUCUACAGCCCAAGAAACCCACCGCCGCCGGUACAGAGAGCAAGGAUCCUAAGAGCAGCGCUCCAGAUGACGAUGGGCGUGAGAAGUCGAGCCGAAAAAUCCAACUAAAAGUUCCGCAAGGGGAAAGUUCAAAGGCAGCAGCGCCAAAGAAGGAGAAGAAAAUCAAGGUCCGCACUCCUGAGGAGGAGGAGGAACACCUCCGGAAAAAGGAAAAGAAGCGGAAAAAGAAGGAGAAGGAGAAGGAGAAGGAGAAGGAGAAGACGAAAGAGAAGAAGGAGAAAAAGGAGAAGAAAGAGAAAAAGGAAAAGAAGGCAUCGGGAGGGGGAGGUGGAGGAGCAGGAGCAGGAGGGGUGGAAGGGAUGGAAGGGGCAGGAGAAGAAGAAGACGAGGAUGAGGACUCUGACGACGAGGAGCUGGUCAAGAAAGUGGUGCGAAAGAGUAUAACAACAAAGGGGAAAGCUGUGGUGGAGGAGGAAGAUGAGGAGGAAUCAUCUUCGUCCGAUUCCAGCGAGGAGAUGAUAAAGAAGGUGAAGAAACGGAUCAGUACCGUCAAACCAGUAGGCCAAAAGGACAAGGAGGAAGAGGAAGAGAGUGACGACGACUCGACGUCGUCCGAAGAGAUCGUGAAAACGAUACGACGAAGCACAGUGAUCAAGCGAAUGAGCCAUGGCACCCUCCUCGACGUUGAACAAAUUCAGCAUGAACCUAUCGUUGAACACCUUCCAAUGCAUCUCAAGGACCAACCACACAAAUAA
Messenger RNA from Folsomia candida, 1521 nucleotides. Its product is annotated as nucleolin. The coding region runs from base 1 to 1521 and encodes 506 amino acids. The record is from RefSeq and is a predicted model, not a curated record. The transcript has a single exon. Lineage: Eukaryota; Metazoa; Arthropoda; Collembola; Entomobryomorpha; Isotomidae.